This is a messenger RNA of Heteronotia binoei (common prickly gecko), 1864 nucleotides long. RefSeq names its product GTP binding protein 8 (putative) (gene GTPBP8). The transcript is spliced from 7 exons. Gene Ontology annotation, molecular function: GTP binding. The record is from RefSeq and is a predicted model, not a curated record. Gene Ontology annotation, cellular component: mitochondrion. Bases 479 to 1342 code for a protein of 287 amino acids. NCBI's taxonomy places the organism in Eukaryota, Metazoa, Chordata, Lepidosauria, Squamata, Gekkonidae.
GCCUACGGAGGGAAAAACCUCUUCCUUCCCGUUCGUUCCAAGAUGACCCUUAAAACUCGGACAGCCGUUUCGCUGCACAAUACUACCGAGCAUGCUCAGUAGAGCUACUGAAGUAUUUUGCCCUCUUUCUCUGAAUCGACAAAGCUCAUUCUAAACAUGAGCAAGAGCCGUAAACAGAACACGGUGGUUGUUUUUUAAGUUAAAAAAAAUUCCACUGCAAAUGCAAAGAUAUAACCGGGACGAAGCGUAUAAUCUGUCCAGGAAGGAGUGGAGGCCGAUUAUUUUGGCUUCCGGAUCAAGGAGUUGAGAGCAUGCGCUGCUGUUGGUUGAGUCCUGGAGUCUGCUGCACAGAAAAGCGCUUCAUUCUCUUUGAACAGCAUUUUCAACUGAAGAGCACUGAGUGAAAGUUUCAUUUUUUAAGAUAAAACUUCUGAAUUAGCUGAUGAAUCACUUCAUUUUGGAAGAUCUAUGACUGAAGAUGGUCCAGUUAACAAAAGCAACAAAGCUUCAAAUAAUUAACUGUCUAUUGCGGAGGCAGGUUGUGGCCAGAGACAGUACCCCAGCCAAAUAUGCUUCAUUUUCAGAGGUUCUGCAGUUACAGGAGAAACAGUACACAGGAAUUGCUUCACCUCUCCAACAGCUGACAAAAUAUAUGGCCCCUGGUGUGGACACUUCAUGUUUUCAGAUUUUCAGCCCUAGCCAGGAGGACAUCAAGAGAGCAGAGGCAUUUUUCAUACCAUCACGGCAGCACAUCAUUGACUAUUUCAUCUCUGCUGUCCGGAUGGAUCAUAUCCCACAAUUGUCACAGCCUGAGGUUUGCUUUUUAGGAAGAAGCAAUGUUGGAAAAUCCUCCUUAAUAAAAGCCUUGUUUGCAUUGGCUCCUGAUGUUGAAGUUAGAAUUUCAAAACAUCCCGGUCAUACAAAGAAAAUGAAUUUCUUCAAAGUGGGGAAAUUAUUUACAAUGGUGGAUAUGCCAGGUUAUGGCUACAGGGCACCUGAAGAUUUUGCAGAGAUGGUGGAGCCUUAUUUAACCCAGCGCCAGAAUUUGAAACGGACUUUCUUAUUAGUGGAUGGUGUAUUAGGAAUUCAGCCAGUAGACCAUAUUGCUAUACAAAUGUUGGAAGAAUUUGGGAUUCCUUAUGUUUUUAUAUUAACAAAAAUUGACAGAGCACCAAAAUCUGUGAUGGCAAAAAAUGUGAUUGAAAUCCAAGAUUUCAUAAAGAAGAAUACACAAGGGUGCUUUCCUCAAGUCUUUCCAAUCAGUUCUGUGUACUAUUCUGGAAUCCAUUUGCUGAGAUGUUUUGUAGCUCAUGUAGCUGGAAGUUUUCACUUAUCUUCAUGACAGUUAUUCCUACCUGUCUCUGAAAGGAAUGAAGGACUUCCCUGUUUCUUUUUUUUCAAAAACUCUGUAAAGGUUGCAAAAUAAAUCAGUUUAAGUUCUUUAUACAGCUCCAUCUUCAGCAUUGUACUACAGUGUAUACAUUUGCUAGGCUAGAACAAAUCAAUUGCUAUAUUUUAAGCAAUACAUUUGAAUGAAAGUAUGAGCUGAAUUUGUAUAUUACUAAAACCAAUGGUGGUCAAGCAUCUUUCUGUAAUGUCUGGUUCUGUAUUUACUUAAGACCCACUGAACUCAUUGGGACUUAGAUAUUAAAGCAAGAAUCUGUUGGGUUGCAGUCAAUAUGUGCUUGAACUGUAUAUUACAGUGCAAUCCUGUGCAACAUUACUCUAAACCCAUUUGAUUUCAUGGGUUUAGACUGGAGAACUCUGUAUAGAGCUGCACUGUCUGUCUUUCAGUGCUCUUAGGUAUGCCUGACUUCCCAUGUUGGCUGGGUCUUUUCUUCAAAAUAAACUUUUAAAAUUGCAA